UCAGCGGAGGGGCGGCGCGGCGCGGCGCUAAGGGGGCUGCCCGCCACCAGCUACGGCCCCUCGCCGCCCGGAGGAGCGGGCCGGGCCUGGCGGCGCAGUGGGCCGGGCGGCGCAGGGCGGGCGCCCGGCCGCGGCAGAGGAGAGGGGCGAAGGCUACACACCCAGGAGGAGGCCGUCCAUGUCAAAGAUGAGGUAACUCGCCGUUGGGCUUCAAGAUUGUUGAAAUACCAGUUGCAGAAGCAGACGUGAAAAGAGCUGUAUCAGGCUCCCAAGGUGACAUACUGGCUCGAAGAUUUGUGCUGCUUUACAGUUCUGUGUGAAGGCGAUGGUUAGUUGCAGCUUUGCGUCAAGGAAGUCCUGUCUUUUUUGUCUUUGACGUGACUGGACUUUGUUCCCAUUUGCUGAUAAUAAGUGUGCAGCCAUCGUGUUUGAAAACUAGAGGCAGAGACUGAAACAAUUCCGUGCUGCAAGGAAGAAGAUGAGACUCCUUUUAUUUCUAAUAAUUUGCCAGUGUGCCAUAAACAGUGUCAAAACACACAGUACUUCAAAUCCCAAUGUCAUUUUACUGAUGGCUGAUGAUCUUGGUAUUGGAGACCUGGGAUGUUACGGGAACAGAACCUUAAGAACCUCUAAUAUUGACAGGCUAGCAGAGGAAGGAGUGACGCUUACUCAGCAUAUAGCAGCAUCCCCACUUUGUACUCCAAGCAGGGCAGCUUUCCUGACAGGGCGAUAUCCUAUCAGAUCAGGAAUGGCUGCCUUCUCACGAGUUGGUGUCUUCUUAUUUUCUGCCUCUUCUGGGGGACUUCCUUCUGAAGAAAUAACUUUUUCCAAACUCCUGAAGCAGAGAGGUUAUGCAACAGCUCUAAUAGGAAAGUGGCAUCUUGGGAUGAACUGUGAAAGCAGUAAUGACUUCUGUCACCACCCCCUCAGUCAUGGAUUUGAUUACUUUUAUGGGCUUACCGUGACCAAUUUUAGAGACUGCAAACCUGGCCAAGGCAGCGUAUUUUUAAAAGGGGUUCAGAAAUCCCUUGUCAUCCCAGUCCAAAUCGCUGGAAUCACCCUGGUCUCUUUGGCAAUAGUGCAGUACGUUGGCCUCCUCAAAGUACCUUUCCAAGCAUUGGGUUACUGCUUGUUAAUAACCGCUAUUUCACUUGCGGUUUUGAUUUUUUUCUUUUAUCAUUUUCGACACUUGAACUGCUUCUUAAUGAGGGAUCAUCAGAUUAUCCAACAACCGCUAUCCUAUGAGAACUUUACUCAGAGACUGACAAAGGAAGCCGUACAGUUUAUAGAAAGGAACACUGAUGCACCAUUUCUUCUUGUCCUGUCUUAUCUUCAUGUCCAUACUGCUCUAUAUGCUUCAAAAGAUUUCAGAGGAAAGAGCAAGCAUGGUUUAUAUGGGGAUGCGGUGGAGGAAAUGGACUGGAGUGUAGGGCAGGUUCUGGAUGUGCUGGAGAAAUAUAAUCUGAGUGAUAAAACUCUUGUAUACUUUACAUCUGACCAAGGGGCUCAUGUUGAAGAAAUCUCCAGUUCUGGAGAAGUCCAUGGAGGAUACAAUGGCAUAUAUAAAGGUGGAAAAUCAAUGAACUGGGAAGGAGGUAUUCGUGUGCCAGGGCUUCUCCGUUGGCCUGGAGUAAUACAGGCUGGUGCCUAUAUUGAUGAGCCAACAAGUAACAUGGAUAUAUUUCCUACCAUAGUCAAACUUGCCGAGGCACAGUUACCCACUGACAGAAUUAUUGAUGGACAUGAUCUGAUGCCCUUACUUCAAGGAAAAGUUACCCGAUCCAAGCAUGAAUUUCUCUUCCAUUACUGUAAUGCAUAUUUAAAUGCAGUGCGCUGGCAUCCAGGAAACAGUGAAUCUGUCUGGAAGGUCUUCUUCUUCACUCCAAACUUCAGUCCUGAAGACUCCAAUGGUUGCUAUGAUUCUCAUGUUUGCUUCUGCCAUGGAGGAUUCAUCACGUGGCAUGAUCCCCCACUUCUCUUCGAUCUCUCCAGAGACCCUGAAGAGAAAGCCCCACUGACUCCAGAAACGGAGAGACGUUUCUAUGAAAUCCUCAGGGUCAUACACCUAGCAGUAGACAGCCACACCAGAUCCCUGCAUGCGGUCCCUGACCAGCUAUCCUGGGACAAUCUUCUCUGGAAGCCAUGGCUCCAGCUGUGCUGCUCAUCUCUCUUUCAGUCUUGCUACUGUGACUAUGACUCAGAAGGGAGCCUGCUGGAGGUGCAUUCGGGAUAAACAAGCUGCAAUUCCCUUUCAGAAACUGGAACAAGAG
Gymnogyps californianus (California condor) is the source of this 2270-nucleotide messenger RNA. RefSeq names its product steroid sulfatase (gene STS). The transcript has 12 exons. NCBI's taxonomy places the organism in Eukaryota, Metazoa, Chordata, Aves, Accipitriformes, Cathartidae. The record is from RefSeq and is a predicted model, not a curated record. Bases 479 to 2233 code for a protein of 584 amino acids. Gene Ontology annotation, molecular function: arylsulfatase activity.